AUGGCAAAGUUCUUCCCCUACCUCUUCCUGAUAGCUUCUUUCCUUCUCAAAGCCACCCUGUCUCAAGAAAUAACAAACUGGGUGAGAAUCGACUGCGGAUCACAAACAAGUCACGUUGAUGAAAAUGGACUUCUAUGGCAAACUGAUGAAGGAUUCAUUAAAACAGGUGAAAAUAGAAUAAUAUCUCAAAAUAGCAAGAUUGUCUUAGACCAAUUAAAGACAUUAAGAGUGUUUAAAGAACAGAACAAGAACUGUUACAAUUUGCCUGCACCAACAUUAGACAGGUACUUUAUUAGGGCUAUGUUUCACUAUGGAAACUAUGACGGUCUUAACAAUCCACCAAGCUUUGAUCUUCAAUUUGAUGGAAAUAAUUGGGUUACUGUUGAGACUUCCUUGUCCGAUACUGUUGAAUGUUGA
This is a messenger RNA of Jatropha curcas, 417 nucleotides long. RefSeq names its product putative LRR receptor-like serine/threonine-protein kinase At1g05700. Lineage: Eukaryota; Viridiplantae; Streptophyta; Magnoliopsida; Malpighiales; Euphorbiaceae. Gene Ontology annotation, molecular function: protein binding. The record is from RefSeq and is a predicted model, not a curated record.